CCUCCUGAGUGCUGGAAUUGCAGGCAUGUACCACCAUGCCCACCCCACAGGAACCUUUGAAAUAGCAGGCGAGAGGCAGGCACCAGAUUGUGAGAUGAAGAAGGGUACAGUGGGAAGCAAGCAGAAAGAGCACAUGUGCAUUAGAAACCUCAUUGCCAUCUUCAGUGCUUGGAAAUGCACCUGUGUUCCAAAGAAUGCGCAGGCAAUGGAGAACCGGAACCUGGAAGAGGAGGCACCUUCCUGGAAGGGGAAGAAACCCAGCCCUUCAGCCAGGAGGAAGCGGACCUGGAGCUGUUGAGGCUGUUUGACCUGGCCUGGCAGUAUGGGCCUUGCACAGGUAUCACACGGCUGCAGCGCUGGCAUCGGGCAGAGCAGCUGGGUUUGGAGCCUCCCCCAGAAGUACGCCAGGUGCUGAAGACCCACCCUGGAGACCCCCGCUUCCAGUGCAGCCUCUGGCAUCUCUACCCCAUCUAAGGUACCACUGGGACUGUCCUGCUCUUGGCACCUGCUGGCUACCAAAAACUUCAGGACACAAUCUACCACCAGUUGUUGCUGCUCAGCUCAGCUCUGGGGAAACAAUUGGCAGGCUGACUCUGGAGGUCUUCCUGGAUCAGCCUCUCAUCUGUCUAAGCAGCAGGCUCUUAAAGCCCCAGAGAGCCCAUGCCCCUGAACCUGAUCACCUCCAGGACCUAACUGUGACCUUCCAAUGCUUGCCACAUCCUCUCUGACUUAUGUAGUAUGGCAGAGCAGCAUAGCCUGGCACAAAGCCAGAUGCAGGCAGAUGACCUAAAAGGUCCACCUUAUGCUGGCUGAGGGCAGGACUGGCCAAGCUUAUGGGUCAAAGGGCUCGCUAAUGCUUACAAUAAAGAACAUUAAGCCUGGACUCUUGA
Nannospalax galili (Upper Galilee mountains blind mole rat) is the source of this 890-nucleotide messenger RNA. It is a transcript of the gene Pold4, whose product is annotated as DNA polymerase delta 4, accessory subunit. The transcript is spliced from 5 exons. The record is from RefSeq and is a predicted model, not a curated record. The coding region runs from base 175 to 474 and encodes 99 amino acids. Gene Ontology annotation, cellular component: delta DNA polymerase complex. NCBI's taxonomy places the organism in Eukaryota, Metazoa, Chordata, Mammalia, Rodentia, Spalacidae. Gene Ontology annotation, molecular function: DNA-directed DNA polymerase activity. Gene Ontology annotation, biological process: DNA synthesis involved in DNA repair; DNA-templated DNA replication.